AACUUCUAUUGGUUGUGUGCUUAUCCAAUGAAAAAUAGUGUUGGUUUCCCCUCACUGCAGUAACCCAUGUGUGACUACCGGUGAGUACUAGCAAAGCAGCAACAUGCUUCGUCGAGAGAUGAGACUGCGACGGGAGUACCUGUACAGGAAGGCCCAAGAAGACAGAGUGAGGACGAUUGAGGAGAAGAAACAGAAGCUGAAAUCUGCUCUUGAUGACAAUCGUCUCAUUCCUACUGAGGUGCGCAGAGAAGCUGUGCAGUUACAGAAAUUACUGGAGUAUGACGAUGAGGGAGCAGAAGGUGUCAGCUCUCACAUGGAUGAUGAGUAUAAAUGGGCUGGAGUGGAGGAUCCAAAAGUAAUGGUUACAACUUCAAGAGACCCCAGCUCUCGACUCAAGAUGUUUGUCAAGGAAGUGAAGUUGAUCAUCCCAGGAUCUCAGCGUAUGAACAGGGGAGGUUAUGAAAUCAAUGCUCUGGUGCAGGCCUGUAAAGCCAACAAUGUUACAGACCUUGUCAUCAUUCAUGAAACCAGAGGACAGCCAGAUGGGUUGGUGGUGUGUCACCUUCCUUUUGGACCUACUGCCUACUUCACCCUCUACAAUGUGGUAAUGAGACAUGACGUGCCGGACAUUGGCACCAUGUCUGAGGCCUUUCCACACCUCAUCUUUCACAACUUCUCCUCACGACUGGGCCAGAGGGUUUCCAAUAUCCUCAAGUAUUUGUUCCCAGUACCUAAAGAGGACAGUAAACGAGUUAUCACAUUUGGCAACCAGGAGGAUUUUAUAUCUUUCAGACAUCACACUUACAAGAAAACUGACCACAAAAACAUUGAGUUGUCUGAAGUUGGACCUAGAUUUGAAAUGAAAUUAUACAUGAUCAAGCUUGGUACCCUGGAGAAUGAAGCUACAGCGGACAUUGAAUGGCGCCACCACGCCUACACAAACACUGCCAAAAAGAGGAAAUUUCUCAGUCUAGAGUAGCCACAUCUCUGUGCAACUCUCAUCGACCGGUCAUGUUAAAAGCAGCCUGACCACAUAGCCUAAUGCUGUGUUUUCAGGUUUGCACACAAUUUUUUAGACUUGUAUUUCUUGGAAAUAUGGUGUAAGACAUGGGUAAUUGUAUGGAAGAGGACUCUAAGAGAGAAUUUGUAUAUAAAACAAAGAUUAUUCUCUGACAUUUUCACUGGGCUGAAUAUAAUUUGUCUUCAAAACAAUGCUGUUGUAAUCUUUGUAUGUCACAUUGUUCAAUCAUUGUUUCAUUUUCCUGGGAGCCACAUAAUUGAAAUGUUCUUUUCUUCAGUUUGUUAGACUGACAAUUUUGCAUCAGCAUCAGAAUAUUAUAGUCAUGUAUGGGUUUGUACCUUAUCUGUGGUUGUGACCAUCCCAGAAAUGAACACUGUUUAAUAAAUCCAGUUCCUGUUUUUA
This is a messenger RNA of Esox lucius (northern pike), 1423 nucleotides long. It is a transcript of the gene imp4, whose product is annotated as IMP U3 small nucleolar ribonucleoprotein 4. Bases 104 to 979 code for a protein of 291 amino acids. The transcript has 9 exons. Gene Ontology annotation, biological process: rRNA processing. NCBI's taxonomy places the organism in Eukaryota, Metazoa, Chordata, Actinopteri, Esociformes, Esocidae. Gene Ontology annotation, cellular component: small-subunit processome; nucleolus; Mpp10 complex. The record is from RefSeq and is a predicted model, not a curated record. Gene Ontology annotation, molecular function: snoRNA binding; rRNA primary transcript binding.